Brachypodium distachyon (stiff brome) is the source of this 1272-nucleotide messenger RNA. RefSeq names its product ATG8-interacting protein 1. Gene Ontology annotation, cellular component: intracellular membrane-bounded organelle. The record is from RefSeq and is a predicted model, not a curated record. The coding region runs from base 246 to 995 and encodes 249 amino acids. Lineage: Eukaryota; Viridiplantae; Streptophyta; Magnoliopsida; Poales; Poaceae. The transcript is spliced from 3 exons.
AAGGAAAAAGAAAGCUACACAAUCGUUCAGGCUCGACGACUCCAGCCAACAAGCCCUGUCCCGGACCCGGCUGGAAUCGAUCGGCAGUUCCUAACCCGCUGCCACCAACCGUCUCCUCUCUUCGUCUCGCCGAGAUAUCUCUGGGGCACGCGUUCUCCUAAAGGUGCGAUCGAUCUUAACUCAAAGAAAAAAAAAAAGGGUGCGAUCAAUCGGUCUUCUGAUUCGUGUUCCCUAGGUUUGUAUGCAUGGCAAAUGCAAGUAAGGUUGCUGAAGGGUCAUCUCUGGCUGACGAAUGGGAUAUGACGUCUCUGACUUCAUCAGUAUACACUUCUCCACUAUUCCAAACAGGAUUUGAUUCAGUUCAUGUCCCAAAAUAUGGGAAUGUGAGUAGUCAGAAGGGGCCAUAUCCUGGAUUAUUUAUAUCAGAUGACUUUGUGUUCCCUCCUAGCGAGCAUGAGAAUUUGCCAAUAGAAUUUGAGGUUGAUGGAUUGAAUAUUGACACAGAGGGUCUGGAUGGUUGCCGUGCUCGGAAUUCCGUUGAGGGCUGUAAUGAACCACACCAAGAAGUUGAUGAUAACAGUGAUGAAAAUCCGUUUCUCAGCAGUGACUUCUCUUGUGUCAAUGAAGCUACUAGCUCCGAUUUAAAACUGUAUGAAAUACAUGGUGAUCAAGUGAAAAACAGUUCAUGUGGCAAGUCUGAUCUUCCUUGUGAAGGAUGGUGGCAAAGGAAAUCGACUCACGUUUUUCACCAUAUAAAGGGAGUGACUACAGUCUCCAUUGUAGCAGCUGGUGCUUUGGUGGGCUUUGUCAUCAUGGGUCAGAGGUGGCAGCAGGACAGAUGGCACCUUCAUCAAUUUCAGUUCAGCUUCAGCGGUGAGAGCAUGAAUCGAGUGAUGGGAUUAUUCAGCCGUUUGAAGGAUGGGCUUCCCGGGAGCCAGCAGCUAAGGUCCCUGCUGCCCACCCGUGUAUUCUCUCAACAACCGCUGAGCGCUUAAGUGAAACAGGUGGCAAAUUUUGAUGGCAAGGACUGCUUUGAUAUAUGAUUUUUAUUUUCUGAUAUGAUUUGUCAUAGUAGCAAAUUCUUUUUGUACAAGUACAACCUUUGAAAUUUAUGCUUUUGUAAAUUUGUGUCCAAACUUUCAUGGUAGGGGAACAUGAUUAUAUGUGCAUGGAGUGUAAAGUUCACAAAAACAGCGCACAUGAACUGGCAGCAGCUACCUGUCUGCUCAAACACUCUUGAGAACUUGGGAAGUUGGGACACACUUUUGAGUU